AUGCUUCUUGUUGUAGCAGUCACAUCUGCAACAACUAGUGCGACUAUCACAGGAGUGAUGACAGCAAUAGCAACAACAAUUACUACGACUGCCGCUACCACAGCUGUUGUUACAGCAACUGUUGCUACAACCACAGCUGCAACAACAGCAGCUGCAGCGACAACUGUCGUAACAACGACUGCUUCUACAAUAACUGCUGCAACAACUAUUGCCGCAACAACAGCUGCUGCCACUACGAUUGCUGUAACAACAACUGCUGUCACAAUAACUGCCGCAACAACAAUAGUUGCAACGACAACUGCUGCAACAACAACAGCUGCAACAACUAUUGCCGCAACAACAACUGCUGCAACAACUAUUGCCGCAACAACAACAGCUGCAACAACUAUUGCCGCAACAACAACAGCUGCAACAACUAUUGCCGCAACAACAACUGCUGCCACUACGAUUGCUGUAACAACAACUGCUGUCACAAUAACUGCCGCAACAACAAUAGUUGCAGCGACAACUGCUGCAACAACAACUGCUGCAGCGACAACAGCUGCAGCGACAACUGCUGCAACAACAGCAGCUGCAGCGACAACUGUCGUAACAACGACUGCUUCUACAAUAACUGCUGCAACAACUAUUGCCGCAACAACAACUGCUGCCACCACGAUUGCUGUAACAACAACUGCUGUCACAAUAACUGCCGCAACAACAACAGCUGCAACAACUAUUGCCGCAACAACAACAGCUGCAACAACUAUUGCCGCAACAACAACAGCUGCAACAACUAUUGCCGCAACAACAACAGCUGCAACAACUAUUGCCGCAACAACAACAGCUGCAGCGACAACUGCUGCAACAACAACUGUUGCAACAACAGCAUUGAUCACGACAACAACUGGAGCAACAACUACAGGUAUUGACGUUACUCUCACCUCAUGUACACCAGGCAGCAGCUGGAAUUCAACUGGUAUAACUGUGGCUGGUAGCACAGGUAUACAAGGCACAAAUGCAACUUUGCUCAACUAUGUUAAUGAUGUCGCAAUCGACGUCUUUUCAAAUAUAUAUGUUGCUGAUGCAGAUAAUCAACGAAUUCAACGAUUCGCAUCAAACUCAUUGGUCGGUCAGACGGUAGCUGGAGUAGUCAGUAAUAUUGGUUCAACAUCAGCUAUGUUCAAUUAUCCCCGUGCUAUAUUUGUUCUUUCAAGCACAUUGUUCGUUUCCGAUGUUUACAACUAUCGAAUACAAAAGUUUAACUACAAUUCAUUGUCUGGCAUUACAGUUGCGGGAGGGAAUGGUCAAGGAUCGAAUUUGAAUCAAAUAAAUCUUUGUUAUGGUGUCUGGGUUGAUACAAAUGGAACUGUCUACUAUUCAGAUUUUAAUAAUAAUCGAGUAAUGAAACAGCUCAAUUCAUCUUCAACUGGUAUUGUCAUAGCGGGUAACAAUGGGAAUGGAAAUGCGGGAAAUCAAUUUAGUAAUCCCAUGGGUAUCUACAUAGACGUAAACAAUCGAUCGAUUAUAUAUGUAGUCGAUAGUUCAAAUCACCGAGUGCAACGAUGGACUAUUGGAGGAACAACUGGCACCACAGUAGCUGGUGGAAAUUCGUAUGGAUCAGCUCUCAAUCAAUUGUAUAAUCCUCAAGCAGUUAUUAGUGAUUCAAGUGGAAAUCUUUACAUUUCGGAUACGAAUAAUCAUCGAAUCGUGAUGUGGGCUAGUGGAGCAACUGUUGGAAUACUCAUAGCAGGUACUAGUGGAGUGUCAGGUUCAACUGCAACUACUUUAAAAUAUCCGAAUGGAAUUACAUUUGAUGCAAACAAAAACUUGUAUGUGGCUGAUUCGAAUAAUUUUCGCAUCCAGAAAUAUUCCAUAUGUACAAUUACCGCUGUUCCGCCAUGUACACCUCAAUCAAGAUCAAGUGGAACAUUGUUUUCUGUUACAAACCCAGCAUCAUUCGCUUAUCCUAGUUACACUUGUUAUGCAUACACUUGGGUAGCAACUGGAUCAUCAGCAACAUUAUCCUUCUUUUUUCGUCAUGAUCCCGGUGGUUGGAUGCUAGACGAUGUUAAUGUUUAUCAUGGUUUGACACAAUUAAUUGUGAAUGGGGGUUUUGAAGCCGGUGCUCUAACUGGAUGGAGUUAUUCGGGUUCAUGUUACUUUUACANUUCAUUUCUACAUAUCGUUUCAUUUGACUUUACUUUAAUAUACAGAUGGUCCAAAAAUUAUAAGACCCCUCUUAAACUUUGA
Messenger RNA from Rotaria sp. Silwood2, 2232 nucleotides. Lineage: Eukaryota; Metazoa; Rotifera; Eurotatoria; Philodinida; Philodinidae. The record is from the annotation of a GenBank genome assembly.